AUGCCUCAGACCUCGCGUCCAGGCGAGCAGCCACCGGCGGUUUCGGGGCCUGUCGAGGGGCAGCGGCUGCGGGCAGGAUGGGCAUCUCUCUUCCGCUUCACGUCUAAGAGGCAUAUUGCUCCUUUGACUCUUGCUCUGGCCUUUAGCAUAGCCCGUGGGCUUGCUGUCCCUUUGCUUGCCUGGAUACUAGGCAGCCUGUUUAAUGUCUUUUCAAGUUUCGGUUCUCACUCGAUCUCUGCUGGCCAGCUGCUAUCGACUACCUCCCUCGAAUGUACAUAUAUUUUGGCCCUUGGGUCUGGUGUCUGGUUUCUGGACUGGGCAUAUUUCUCCUUGUGGGUUAUCUUUGGCGAGCUACAGGCUAAAAAUGCGAGGAGAUGGGCAUUUGAAGAGUUACUACACAAGGAGAUGAGAUGGUUUGAUGGAGUCACCGACGGGCUCCCUGCCGUUUUACCCCGGAUUCAAGCCUACAUCCGAGAUCUCCAGCUAGCCACGUCACAGCCGCUAGGAGCCACUCUAUACAACCUUACUGCUGCUAUUGCCGCUCUGGUCCUGGCUCUGUACAUGUCGUGGAGUCUGACACUUAUAUGUCUUGCUAGUGUACCGCUCUGUGCCAUCAUCAUUGCCUUCUUCUCCUCAAAGGUCCAACCAAAGAUUGAAGGGCAACAGGUAGCACUCACUAAGGCGUCGAAAAUUGCAACGACAGCCAUUUCUUCCGUUGACGUGGUAAAACACUUCAACAGUCAAGAUACAGAGGCUGAAAAGUACAAAACUGCAAUUGGCAUCGCUGCUCAUUGGUACUACAAAGAGGCUCUCUACAGUGCUUCUCAGAUUGGCCUAAUUUCCUUCCUAACAUUUGGAAUGUUCGUGCAGGGAUUUUGGUACGGCAGUUAUCUUGUGGCAAAGGGUAGUCUGAAUGCUGGUCAAGUGUUGACAACAUUCUGGGCCUGUUUACAAGCAACACAAUCAAUAGAGGAGAUUAUACCCCGACUGAUUAUCCUCGAAAAGGGACGGACGGCCUCGGCUACUAUUAAGCAAAUAUUCAAUGAUGCUUGCCAUGCAUGCGCAUCGCGGGAGCUUGGAGGCGUCACUCUUUCCCCUGUCUUCUGUGAAGGCGAUAUUCGAUUUUCAGAGGUUACAUUUGCAUACCCAUCUCAACCUGGGAGAAGAGUCCUAGACAAUUGCUCUUUCUUCUUCCCAGCGGGCGAUACAACUUUCGUUGUUGGCAAAAGUGGCUCAGGGAAGAGCACUAUCGGAAAUUUGCUUAUGAGAUUCUAUGCACCAACGUUUGGUGAAAUUCAUAUUGAUGACAGGCUGAUCCAGACUCUAGAUAUCAGCUGGAUUCGCAAUAACAUUACUCUUGUUCAGCAGGAAAGCAUUCUUUUCAAUGAGACAAUGCUGAAAAAUAUCACGUUCGGCUCACGCAAUGUUGAAGAAACGACUGCUCAGGAUAUAUUUGCAGCCACAAAACUUGCAGGUCUGCAGGAUACCAUCCUUAGUUUCCCAUUAGGACUCGACACAGUUGUUGGCUCGGGUGGUAGGUCCCUGAGCGGAGGGCAGCGACAGAGGAUGGCAUUAGCUAGAGCCAGGUUACGGGAUACCCCUAUAUUGAUACUCGAUGAGUCUACCAGUGCCCUAGACUAUUCAAGUAGGAUCUCCCUAAUGAACGCAAUUCGCGCAUGGCGACAAGGAAAGACCACCAUCAUCAUUACGCACGACCUUUCACAAAUUCGGUCUCAGGAUUUUGUGUAUGUCAUUGACAAAGGAGAAAUAGCCCAUCAGGGAUACAGACAUAUCCUUGAGAAGAAGGCAGCUGGUGUGUUCGAUCUUAAUAAUCUUGCGACUCUGCCAACAGACACCACGCCAGCUACCUCUAAUUGGAGCGCGAAAUCUCCAGGUCCCAUGUCAGAAAAAAGGAGAAGAUCAAGCUUCAGCAGUAUAGAGCGGCCAAUGACUGAACGACGUUCAUUAACCACUCCUAUUUCUCCGUUUUUUCAUAACAGCCUUUCUCUCGAGAGGACAUUUUCUGAGGCGGAGCAGAGCAGUCAGUCAAGGAGAAGCAGUAUGGUUGAACGUCUCAUUGACCACACGAGCCCCAGGUUCAGAAAGGCCCCGUUAGAUGCAUUGGACGACCAAAGAGUCGAAAAAGACUUAGAACAACCGCCGUCAGCGACCAGUGACAACCAAACGUCUUCGCUCUUGAAACCAAAUAACGAGCCAUUGCAAACAAGUUACUCGAUGUCACAGAUUCUCUUGACCGUGAUACCAUCGUUAUCAACUUCAAACCGAAUGUCGUUACUUCUCGGCUUUAUCGCUGCCUUUUUCCACGCAGCUGCAACGCCAUGUUUUUCUUACGUAUUCUCACAGCUAUUAACCACUUUCUUUAUCGUCGAAAACAGAUCUCGACUGGCAAUGCAAUGGGCUCUUGCUGUAUUGGGUGUAGCUGUUGUUAAUGGGAUAGCAUCCUUCUUCAUGCACUAUCUUCUGGAACGAUGUGGCCAGGCCUGGGUCGACCAAUUCCGUUACAAAGCCAUUCGCCGAAUCUUACAACAGUGCAAGUCUUGGUUUGAGAAGGACGAGAACAGCCUAUCAAACUUGACCCACUGCUUAGAUCGGAACCCGGAGGAAAUGAGAAACAUCGUCGGGCGGUUUGCUUGCUUCAUGUUUGUUGCUGCCGUUAUGACACUGAUCGGAUUUAUCUGGGGAGUGGCAGUGUGCUGGAAACUGGCAUUAGUUGGUGCUGCUACGGCACCCCCUUUAUAUGGUUUGACAAGGUUAUAUGAAAAAAUCAGCGGGUUUUGGGAGAACAAGUCGAAUGAAGCGAGCGAGAUAAUGGCAGGCGUGUUCACGGAGACGUUUCUCGAUAUUCGCACAGUUCGAUCACUGACAUUGGAGUCAUACUUCCAUACUAAACACAACAAAUCCAAUGGGAAGGCCUUGACAGUUGGUAUCAAGCGGGGGUGCUAUUCUGGUUUGCUCUUUGGAUUCUCAGAGUGUUCAAUUCUUUUCGUUUAUGCUCUUAUAUUUUAUUAUGGGGCUAUCCUCGUAUCCAGUUCUCAGUAUUCAGCUAAGGAUGUUUUGAUGGUCUUCUCAAUGCUACUUUUUAGCAUGGCAAAUGUGAGAGGAGUGCUCUCCCUGGUUCCCCAAAUUAGUUCUUCGAGAGACUCUGCAACCAGGGUAUUGCAUCUAGUUAACAUGCCAGAAGACCAGUCGCAUGAAGGUCAAGGAAAUCUCCGCAUCCAUGACUUAAUGCCUCUUAAUUUUAAAGACGUGGGUUUCAGUUAUCCAAACCGACCGGGCAAGAAAGUCCUUAAUAACUUCAACCUUAAAAUCCCCAAGGGCUCGUGUACUGCAAUUGUGGGACCUUCUGGCUCUGGGAAAUCAACCAUUGCAUCUUUGUUACUUGCUCUUUAUCCAUCUCCACCGUCGGCGGGUAACAUUGGUACUAUCACACUCGGCGGUGUGAACAUUCGCAAUAUUCAUGUCCCGACUCUCCGGUCGUUGAUAUCGAUCGUCCCCCAGGACCCGACACUCUUCCCAGCAUCUAUCAAAGAAAAUAUUGUCUAUGGCCUACCUGAACACUCUUCACUGAAUACCUUUGCCAAUAUUCAAGCUGCUGCCACAGCAGCCGGAAUCCACGAUUUCAUAUCCUCCUUGCCAUCAGGAUACGAUACUCUUGUUGGAGAUGGUGGAGUUGGUGUCUCUGGCGGCCAGGCGCAGAGAAUAGUGAUUGCCAGGGCACUCGUUCGCAGACCACGGCUCCUAAUACUCGACGAAGCAACGUCUAGUCUUGAUGUUGAGAGUGCAACUGUGAUAAAACAAACGGUAGCGAGGCUGAUGGCUUCUGGAAAGAGUUUGACAGUGAUAAUAAUCACACACGCAAAGAAUUUGAUGGAGUUGGCUGAUAAUGUAGUUGUUGUGGAUGGCGGGGCUGUAGUUGAAGAAGGGACGUUCUCUGGCCUGAGUAGUCGAAGUGGUGGAAGACUGAGGCGUUUGCUAAGAAUGCAGCUGUAA
Molecule: messenger RNA, 4011 nt
Organism: Trichophyton rubrum CBS 118892
Lineage: Eukaryota; Fungi; Ascomycota; Eurotiomycetes; Onygenales; Arthrodermataceae
Exons: 5
Coding region: 1-4011 (1336 amino acids)
Biological process (GO): transmembrane transport
Cellular component (GO): membrane
Molecular function (GO): ATP binding; ABC-type transporter activity; ATP hydrolysis activity
Source: RefSeq, a predicted model, not a curated record